GUGUCACAGAAGAAGACGCAGUUCCUGGCAUUCACUAUGAUUUGUGUGAUUGGGUCCGUGUUACUAUUCCUUUCAGCCAACCUGUGUUAUGGUGCACCUCCAGGACAGACUGACUCAAGAGUUGUGAACGGCACAGAGGCUGGAGAUAAUGAAUUUCCUUUCAUGGCUCAAUAUGUUCGUUACGGUGUACCAGAAUGCAGCGCUACAAUCAUCAACGAAUACUGGGUCAUGACUGCUGGUCACUGUGUGGAUGGGAAGGAGAUCCGCGUGUCCGACGUCCGAGCCGGUACCAACAGUGUGCGAAAUGAUACUGGUGUACUCAUCCACGUCAGCGAAUUCGUCUUCCACGAAAAUUACCAUUACGACUACAUAAACGACGUAGCUCUGAUUAAGCUGGUGCAGCCUCUCACUUUGGGUCCCAGAAUACAGCCAGUGCCUCUACCGGAACAGGGACAGCAGACAGCCGGCGGGACCAUAGCCACCGUGGUCGGAUGGGGAGCUACAGAGUCUGAAUCUUCAGCUGAAACACUGCGGAAGGCUGACAUCCCGGUGUGGUCAGACGAGGACUGCCAGGAGGCGUACGCAGGCUACGAGUACCAGGUCCUGGAGGAGGACAUCUGCGCCGGGAUGCCCGAAGGAGGCAGGGGAGAAUGUAGUGGGGAUGGAGGUGGACCGCUGUUAGUGAACGGCACUCAGAUCGGUAUAGUAUCGUGGUCCAGGAAGCCUUGCGUUACAGAGGGAUCUCCUGGGGUCUACGUCGAAGUUUCGUACUACAUAGACUGGAUCAAAGAGACGACUGGCAGAUCUUAAAGAAUUCUCACCACUGAAAAAACAGGCAUCCGCUUUAGUGUGAUUAACAUGUGAUAUCUGCACAUAUGUAAUUUCCGGAUUUCUUUAUGUGAUUACAAAAUAUGAGCUAUAUACUGUGAAAUUGGUAUUAGUUUCUCCUGCAGGUUUAUGAAAUUGCAAUCAGCCUCAGCAUCUUGUGAACAUUAAAUCGUUUCAAAUGUCCGAUCUGAAAGCAUUUACAAAAAACGGUAUUAGAUUGCUGGCUACGUAAUUCGAGGUAGAGUAGUGUGAAACACUUGAAAGGAACAACUAUCUCUCUCUCUCUCUCUCUCUCUCUUUCCAUUCAUCAUUCAUCGUUAAGUAAAGGGUGUAUGUGAAAAUUGGCGACAUAUGUACUGUGUAAGAGCUUUUCGUUCUCUAACUUCUUAUCAUGACAAUUAAGGUCAUCUUCGCUUCCAUAGGGAUUGCUAUCUGCAUCCGACGAGAAACAUCUGUUAAUUUUUCAAGGAAGUUUAUAACACUUUCUGUACAAUAUGUUUGAAUGUUACUUUCAUCAUAUUAAACAAUUUGCAUAUUUUUGCUUUCAGAACUGCAUUGCAAAAGCAAUAAAGCUCAUACAUCAAUUACUGUU
Schistocerca americana (American grasshopper) is the source of this 1420-nucleotide messenger RNA. RefSeq names its product trypsin-1-like. Gene Ontology annotation, biological process: proteolysis. Lineage: Eukaryota; Metazoa; Arthropoda; Insecta; Orthoptera; Acrididae. The coding region runs from base 37 to 810 and encodes 257 amino acids. Gene Ontology annotation, molecular function: serine-type endopeptidase activity. The transcript is spliced from 7 exons. The record is from RefSeq and is a predicted model, not a curated record.